CGGCAGUUGCUAUAUUUCCUCAAGGUGUGCGAUGCGUCAGACGCUUUUUAUUGCGUUAAGGUAAAUUAUCUGAAUAGUCAUUUUUAUUGUGAAAUGCGUCACAAAUUUUAUAUAUUAAAGUAGCUUAGGGCAAAGUGUUGUUCAAUUUUCCCUUCUAUCUUUUAUUUAGUUACAGAAUAUUAAUUCUAUGGUUUUUAUAUUCAUAGUGCACCUAUAGGAAUGCAUGAUUCCCUGAUAUCUGUGUGAGUAGAUGUAAAUAUUACACAUUGAGCAGGAAUGGAUACACACAAUAAAGGAAAUGACAAAGGUUAGUUUAUCAAAAUCAAAUAAACCUAUCUAUAGAUAUUUGGCUGCCUGCCUGCAAAUUAACAUGUGAAUGUGAUGCUUUUUUGAAAUAAAUAAAUAAAAGAUGGUAAAAUAUCUUAAAAUGCCCUUUUGGAACAAAACAUGCUUCACAAAACCAAAUUUUAUAAGGGACUUGGAAAGUUCAUUUAAAGCGGCACUGUCAUGCCAAACUUACCUUUCCCCAAUCUCUUCCUCUUCAACCCCUCUGUCAGGAUCUGUUCUUCUUUAGUUUUCUUUAAAAUCAUAAGACAAAGUAGGGGCUCUUUGCCUUAUGGAGGUUUCGACCAGCUUUGACCAGCGGAGGAGCAAAGUGUGCUUCAUUUCCGCUGGUCAGAGCAAUUUUUCCAUGAUCCUUAGCUUUCCUCCCUGUUCCCACGAUGCUUCCUGUCAGUAUUGCCGAACGUCCUGUCACUUAGACAGAACGCCGGCAAAACCGCCGAAUUGCAUCCUAACAUAAUGAGAACAGUUUCUCCAUUCGUUUUAGGAUGCAAUUCGGGACAUUGUUCGGAUCGCAAUUUCAUUCGAAUGAAUGAAACUCCGAUCCUAUUCGUGCCGUGGCUGCAUCUUGCAGUCGCUUAGUAGAUAACUCCCUAAUUCCCACGGUAUUAGGGAGCUAUCUACUAAAAGGCUGAAAGACCUAAAUUGGUCUUUCAGCCAACUUUACUAAUACUAAGUAAAGGUUACUAAGUAUUAGUAAAUUCAGCCCCUACUCGCUAUACCGUGAGUAGGGGCAUGUCUACUAAAAAAAACAACCUACUAACCUAUUGUCCUCCCCCUCGGGUGGGGCCCUAAAUGACAAUGGGGGGGACCUAUUGUCCUCCCCCCCGGCCCCCACCCCUUAGCGGUGGGUGGGUGCCCUAAAAAACAAUAAGGGGGGGACCUACUGUCCUCCCCCCUGGCCUCCACCCCUGAGCGGUGGGUGCACAAAAAAAUAAUAAGGGGGGACACCUACUGUCCUCCCCCCCAGCCCCCACCCCUAAGCGGUGGGUGGGGGCCCUAUAUAAGAAUGGUGGGAGGGGGACCUACUGUCCUCCCCCCUGGCCCCCACCCUUGAGCAGUGGGUGGGGGCCCUAAAAAACAAUAAGGGGGGUCCUACUGUCCUCCCUCCCUGGCCCCCACCACUGAGCGGUGGGUGAGAGCCCUAAAAAACAAGGGCGGGGACCUACUGUCCUCCCCCUGGCCCCCACCCCUGAGUGGUGGGUGGGGGCCCUAUAUUAGAAUGGUGGGGGGGGAACCUACUGUCCUCCCCCCCUGGCCCCCACCCCUGAGCAGUGGGUGGGGGCCUAAAAAACAAUAAGGGGGGAACAGUACCCCCCCCGGCCCCCACACCUGAGCGGUGGGUGGAGGCCCUAAAAAUCAAUAAGGAGGAGACCUACUGUCCUCCCCCCUGGCCCCCACCCCUAAACGGUGGAUGGGGGCCCUAAAAAAAAAAAACAAUAAGGGGGCCUACUGUCCCCCCGGCCCCCACCCAUGAGCGGCGGGUAGGUGGCCCUAAAUAAAAAUUCACACACCCCCCAAUCAAGGUGACUAGAGGUCCUUAGCCCCUAGUCACCCCCCCCAACCCAAAUAAAACUAUCCCCUAUCUACCACCCUCACCCUAAAAAUAGUGAGGGGGGAAUAAAAUAACUAACCUGUGAACAAAAAUUAAACUUACCAUUUGACGUCUUCUUUUUUUUUAAAUCUUAAUUUUUCACCCCCAAAAAAGGCCAAAUAAAAAGCCAUCAUACCUGUCGAACUUAAAAUAAAAUAAAAAACCUGAGUGCAAAAAAAAAAUCCAGAUGAACAAGAAAAAAACAGACGCUAAUAAAAUUAAUCCAUCUUCACCCAUGGAGGGCUCUGCAGGGUGGGGCAAGGCUUAUUAAGCCUUGCCCCGCCCUGAAAUUAGGCUAAGAACACUCUGAAUUCCAAAGAACUUUCCCACGCUGUGUAAAAUGACACAGAGCACUGUGAUUGGAUGGAUUUCAAGCCACCCAAUCAGAGUGCUCUGUGUCAUUUUGAAAAAUAAUAAUGACGGUCUUGAUAUGCAGGAGAAAUAAGACUUCAUACAGCAAAAGCGUUCUGUAUUAAUUACCACUAUUUUUUGCUUUCAGCUUUUAAGGACAGCAUGAGUUACAAAGCCCUGAAGUGUGGCAUACGCUUCAAGCCACCUGCCAUUAUUCUCCUAUAUGAGGAUGUGUCAACAGGAAAAUCUCGCCAACGCAGUAUGCCAAUAAGAAACUUUUCAAAAUUUUCAGGUAUGGACUGGUUUUUUUUUUCUUCAGGUUUAUCUAAUAAUUGACAUGUCAAUUGGAAUACACCAGCAUUGGAAAAAAUAUCCAACCAAGCUAUUUAUCCAAUUCCUGUGUCAGUUCCUUACAAUUAUCAGUUUAGCUCGAGCCAGAUAUAGGUUGCGUAGGGCCCAAGGUGUGGUGCCUGAUUGCGCUCCCUCCUAGUUUCUCUGUUGCUUUGAGUGGUUUGUGUGUGCUGACCAAGUGUUGUAUGUGUGUGGGCCUGGCAAGAGAGAGAGACUCUCUAGUUAAAGGACCACUACAACUUAAAGGGACACUUUAGGCACCCAGACCACUUCACCUCACUGUGUUCCUUUUGCACGUAGUGCUGCAAUGUUAAAAAUUGCCAUUUCAGAGAACUGCAAAGUUUACAUUGCAGCUCUAAGUCUGCCCUCAGUGGCUGUCUAUCAGACAGCAACUAGAGGGCUUCCGGAAUCGUAACUGACUUUUGGUCCGUUGUCUGACACUGGACAUUCUUGCGCUCUACACGAGGACCUCCAACGUCAGAUUUUUCCCGUAGGAAAGCAUUGAUUCAAGGCUUUCCUAUGGGGAGAUCUAAUGUGCGCGCUGCAUUUGCCGCACAUGCGCUUUAAAGCGGAGCUUCAACCCAGCGACGAGGGACACUGGCACUGGGAUCAGGUAAGUAAAUAAAGUGUUAUUAACCCUUUAUUUACCAGGUAGGUCGGGACACCAGAGAGGGGGGAUGCAGAGGAAUUGGUAGUGCCAGGAAUACUGCUUUGUAUUCCUGGCACUACAGUAUCCCUUUAGGCGCAGAUGUAUGGGUCAACAAUUUAUUGAUAGGUGUAGGGGCAUAUUUUUUUUAAAAAUCUUUACAUUUACAAGACAUCUUAUUGUGCAAUGUAUAGAUUAAUUUGUACUUUAUUUAUAUCUAAAGUUAUAAAUAUGACAUUAUUGUGAUUGAUUGCUAAUUUGCUCCACUGGAUUUUUUAUCAUUAACUCUAGAUUUUCUUUUUCUUUAGACUGUAGCCGAGCAGCAGAACAGCUGAAAAAUAAUCCUCGCCACAAGCAGUAUUUAGAAAAUGUGUCACCAAAACAGCUGGAGAGGCUUUAUAUAUUGUUAAAGGGACAUUUAAACGGGGAAAACCUUCAGGUAAGUCUGGAGGGAAUUCGAAGAGAUGAAACUUUAGACCCAGAGGAAGAUUUGAACAAGCUGGAUGACAAGGAGUUGGCUAAAAGGAAAAGUAUAAUGGAUGACCUCUUUGAGAAGAAUAGGAAGAAAAAGGAUGACCCAGAUUUUGAGUACAAUGUAGAAGUGGAUUUUCCUCAGGAUGGGCCUAUAGAGAGCUGUGGCUGGGAUGAAGAAUCGGAGAAUGAAUUCUAAUCAAUACACCGGUCAUUGCAGACAAUUUUUCAGGGAUAUGAAACAACUUGAUAUAAACUUUUACUUAAAAAUUUAGUUAAUUCAAGGGGCGCAUAUUUUAACAGCAUUAUGAAUAUAAUGCAUUACAAAUAUACUUUUUAAAAAGGAAAAAGUAAAUCUCUGAAUGUCAGUUUUUGCAUGAUUUCCCAUGGAUCGGAUUGUUACACAGCUCUUGCAAUGUAAUCCAAUUAGCCAAUUUGUAAGCCAAUCCCUAGACUGCUAUCAAACUGAAUGGAAAAGAUGAGUGAGCAUAAAAGCUUUUAUGACAUCAGCCAUGCUCAUGCUCUGUAAUAGAAUACCAAGCAGCAGCGCAACUACCACCUCAUGCUCAGGGGGCCCAUUGCACUUAGGGCCACCUGAUCAGUAUUGCUAAAAUGGGGCCCAGUCAGGUCUUCGGCCCUUUAUCAGCUCGAUCACAUCAGCAGCAAGGGAGGAAGUCAGUGCAGGUAACUUCCUCCGAACUACAUAGAGAGAGAACCAAGUGGGAGGAGGAGACAGCACAGGCAGAACCCCAGGCACCCACCCUCCUGUACACAAAAGGUAUGCUAACAGGAGGAUGGCUGACAAUAUAACACUUAUGGCAUGUAUGUAUCUGUGUCAGUUUGUGUGCAUCUGUGUGUAAAGGUAUUUGUAUGUGUCAGUGUAUGUAUCUGUGUGUCAAGGUGUGUGCAUAUCUUUGUAAGCACCCACACCAAAGAACUCACCCCUGCAAUCAAGCAGAAAUAUUACAUACAAACACACCCCUGUAUUAAAACACUAAAAUUAUAUACAAAUACUCCUGGAUUUAAACACCAACACUACACACAAAAGCCCACCUACAUUUAAAAUCCAAUACUUCAUACAAACACACCCCUGCAUUUAAAAGCUAACACUACACACAAGUACAUCACUGCAUUCCAAUGACAAAAAAAAAAUACAAAUACACCCGUACAUACACACAGAUACUCUAUACAAAAACAUGCUUACAUUUAAAGCACAAACAUUGCUCACAAAUACUACCCUUCAAGGAUGGGCAAAUGGUAGAUCCCCAGCUGGCAUAACAUUGUGGGAAUUGUAUGGCAGAUGGGGAUCUACCUCCUGCACUGAUGCAAUGCAGUUCCCACAAGACUGCUACAUUUUGCCUUCUUGCAAUUUUUAGUGUGUGGUGUUUUGCAUAAGUCAAUAAAAUAGUUUUAAAAUGUUGACCACUGAAAAAAAUACACUACAUUACCUCUUUACUGUGAGUAGGCACAGUAAUACUAAGCAAUAUAAACUAUACUUCUACAAGCUGUAUUUGAGUAACCAUGUAUGGCUUCGUAAAACAAAUAUUUCAAAUGAAAUGGUUGUGCAAGUUCAGGAUUAAAACCAACUGACACAUCCCAGCAAAGUUACAUAUUAUUCUGUACACAGCAGUUAUAGUCAUCCAAGGAGAUUACAUAGUACUAAUAUUCAAAGACAGAACAAAGAUGACAGAUCAUGUUUCUUCAAUCAGUGAAUGAAAACAAUGACCUUAACAUUCUUUUGAUUUUUGAGCUUGAAAUGAAUGCAUGGGAAAACCUGUCGUAUUCAUUUAAAUUAUACUUUUUUUUCUAGUUUCUUGUUAUUAUUAUAAUAACAUAUGUUAACACUGUAGAUCUAAUAUCAGAUUCCACACAUUAUGGUGUAACUGUAGCCAAUAAUUUUUAUUUAAUGUGACGAUUCAGUUACAGACUACCUUUCAGGUUAUGUUGAAUUUGGUAACAACAUUCUGCCUAUCAGGCAUGUCUUCCUACCUCACUAGUAAAUUAUUAUUUCAUGAAGAUUUUGUUCAUAUGAAUAAAUUAUGUAUUUAUACUUUUUUGCCAAACUAGUUAUCCUCUGGAAAUAUCCUUUUUUUUCUUUGGAUCAACAAAAACAUGGCAGUAUAAUCCUGGCAUAAGCUAUGUAGUGUCACUUUGCUUUCUUACUUAUAGAUGUCAAGUGAUUGAUGUAAUUGGGUGCAUUGUCUGCACUUUCUUUUCCCUUAACUGGAUGACCAGUUGUAAUUACUUCUGUGGUUUUAUAUUCUAUUGUAUGCUUUAAAAACACUAUUUCUCUAAUCCUUAAUCAUGUAUUUUUGUUUUGUUUCUAAUGCAUAUACAGUUCAAAAUUGUAGAAGCACACUUCUUAUUGUAAGUGAAACUGAUACCAAAAAUGUGUGCUUAUUUAUUUAUAUAUACAUAUAUA
Molecule: messenger RNA, 6177 nt
Organism: Pelobates cultripes (western spadefoot toad)
Lineage: Eukaryota; Metazoa; Chordata; Amphibia; Anura; Pelobatidae
Source: the annotation of a GenBank genome assembly